AUGCCCUCUUCGCAGAAACGCAAGCAAAAGCGUGCAGACCAACAAAAGAAAGCCCGCGACGAGCGCCGCCUAGCCCUCAUCCACUACCCCGACGCCUUCUCUAAAAAAAUCACACUAGACGCACACACCAACCUGCUCAACAACCUCAGGGAUGACGAAGCUGACUAUCAUGACCUCUCCUACGUCGAACAAAGCAUCCAGGUCUACGAUAAAGCAAUCGGCCUGUUCUUUGACCACCUCCUCAUGGCCGCCGAGCGAGCAAGGCAUUUGCAGCAUGUAGUCGUGACGGGUGACAAGGAGGCAGCGCUCGAGCAUAUCACGACGCAGCUGAAAGCCAGCAUCGACCACGGGCAGAAAAUCGCGGGACUCGCAUACAUAGAGGCGGCGACGUGUUGCCUGCAUCAAGAGUAUAGUAAACACGCCAAUCCCUUGCAGAUGGAGAAAGUCCCCGCUGGGGUCACAGUGUUAGGGUACUUUGAGGAGACGCAAACAGCGUACGAGGACCUGAAUACGGCGCUUUUGACACACAUGGAGCUCUGCAAGGGCAUGGGCGAUGCGUAUGAAUCCCAGAUACUGGACGAGACACUGGACGAUGCUGGUGCGGAGAAGCUCAAUGAAGUAGCUGCGGCGCUGGAGGGGGCCUGGAGAUGUUAUGCCGUUCAGCAGGUUCAUGCGACCGUCAAAGCGCAAUUUGAGGAGUUUUCAAAAAGGUUUUUUGAGGAUGGGAGGGCCCAUGUAGAGGCGGUCAGGGUACUGGAUGAGUUGGAAGAGGGUUUUGAGGAGCCAUGGGGGUGGGUGGACAGGAGUGAGCUGUGGUUAAGGGAAUGGAUAGAGGAGGGAGAGGGCGAAUCGACGGAUAAGGGGGAGAAUAACAGGGAUGGUGAAGUAGAAGAUUGGAUGACAGAUGAAGAGGGGAGUGCCGAGGAAGAGAAUACCGGAGGCGAAGAGGGACUAACAGAAGGAGCCUAG
Messenger RNA from Paraphaeosphaeria sporulosa, 969 nucleotides. RefSeq lists its product as uncharacterized. Bases 1 to 969 code for a protein of 322 amino acids. The transcript has a single exon. Lineage: Eukaryota; Fungi; Ascomycota; Dothideomycetes; Pleosporales; Didymosphaeriaceae. The record is from RefSeq and is a predicted model, not a curated record.